UGAUCUAGAGAAUGCGAGUGAGCACCUUUGCAUACAUAAAUCUGUCACCUCUUUCUCUCUCAUUUUCCAGAAAAUUCCACAAAUAAGCUUCUUCUACUCUCUGUCUCUGCUCCAGCUAUCUAUCUUGCUCACUUUCUUCAAAUUCUAAUCGGCGUCUGUGAGUUUCAAGAAUGGCGGAACCAGCGUAUACUGUAGCGUCUGACAGCGAAACUACUGGAGAGGACAAAUCUUCGUCACUUCUGCCAGAGAUUGCAAUCGGAAUUGACAUUGGUACUUCACAAUGUAGCGUUGCAGUCUGGAGUGGCUCGGGGGUGGAACUUAUCAGGAACACGCGGAACCAGAAGCUGAUGCGGUCGUAUGUCACCUUCAAAGACGAGAUUCCCGCUGGAGGCGUGAGCAAUCAGUUGGCUCAUGAGUAUGAGAUGUUAUCCGGGGCUGCAAUCUUCAACAUAAAACGUCUGGUUGGUAGGGUUGACACGGACCCUGUUGUUCACGCGAGCAAAUGCCUCCCUUUCCUGGUCCAGACCUUGAACAUCGGUGCGAGGCCCUUUAUUGCAGCGCUGGUUAAGAACAUGUGGAGGUCGACAACUCCCGAGGAAGUUCUUGCAAUAUUUCUCAUUGAGCUGAAGACGAUGGCUGAGCUUCGGCUCAAGCGUCCAGUGCGCAGUGUUGUCUUGACCAUUCCGGUGUCAUUUAGCCGGUUCCAACUGACUCGGGUCGAAAGGGCGUGUGCCAUGGCCGGUCUUCAAGUCCUGAGGCUGAUGCCCGAACCAACUGCAGUUGCAUUGUUGUAUGCACAACAGCAGCAGAACGCGCACGACAACAUGAGCAGUGGAAGUGAGAAAAUUGUUGUUAUUUUCAACAUGGGUGCUGGAUUUUGCGAUGUAGCGGUCUCUGCCACUGCAGGAGGAGUGUCCCAGAUAAAAGCCUUAGCAGGAAAUGUAAUUGGAGGCGAAGACAUACUUCUGAACACGAUGCGCCACCUCCUACCUGAUAUGGACAGUCACUUCUCGACCCGUGGGAUUGAAGAGAUCACUAGAAUGGGGUUGCUUCGUGUUGCAACACAAGAUGCUAUCCACAAACUCUCAUCCCAAUCUAGUGUUCAAAUUGACAUUGACUUGGGCGGGAGAAAGAUAUGCAAGGUUCUGGAUAGGGAAGAAUUCGAGCAAGUGAAUAGAGAAAUCUUUGAGAAAUGUGAGAGCCUAAUCAAACAGUGCUUGCACGAUGCAAAGGUAGACAUAGGGGAUAUAAGUGAUGUUAUUCUGGUUGGUGGUUGCUCCAACAUUCCUAUGCUGCAAAAGAUUGUCACGGGUGUCUGCAAAAAGGAUCCAUACACCGGGAUCAACCCGUUGGAAGCUGCAGUCAGAGGGGCAGCUCUAGAAGGUGCGGUAGCUUCUGGAGUCAACGAUCCUUUCGGGAGUUUGGACCUUCUAACUAUUCAAGCAACACCUUUGAGCAUCGGAGUGAGAGCAGAUGGAAACAGCUUCAUCCCCAUCAUACAUCAGAAUACGACGACGCCAGUUAGACGCGACAUGAUCUUCACGACUGUGCAUGAUAACCAAACUGAGGCUUUAAUCGUCGUCUACGAAGGAGACGGGAAAGCUGUGGAGAAGAAUCAUCUCCUGGGAUAUUUCAAGAUCACAGGGAUACCACCGGCACCCAAAGGUGUUCCAGAGAUCAACAUUUGCUUGGACAUCGAUGCAGCAAAUGUUCUGAGGGCUUUUGCAGGGGUGAUCAUGCCGGGGGCUCAAAACCCUGCAGCUCCGGUCAUGGAAGUCCGUAUGCCAACGGUAGACGAUGGCCAUGGAUGGUGUGCCGAGGCGCUCAACGCAACUUAUGGUUCUACUAUGGAUUUAGUGACGGUGCAAAAGAAAGGUGCGCAUUGAGACAUAUACCAUAUGAAAGUUAUCACAUGAUGUUCUCUAGUUUUUAGUCUUUGUUGUGUAACAAUGUGAAGUUUAGUUAUAUAAUAAUCUCGGGGUUCAACCUUCAAGAAUGUUGAUUGGAUUCUUUGAUGGUGAAACCUUGUCAUAGGAAUGUGUAAGUUUAAACAAUGUGUCUGUUUUUUUUGGA
Messenger RNA from Salvia hispanica, 2073 nucleotides. RefSeq names its product heat-shock protein 70T-2 (gene HSP70T-2). Lineage: Eukaryota; Viridiplantae; Streptophyta; Magnoliopsida; Lamiales; Lamiaceae. The record is from RefSeq and is a predicted model, not a curated record. Gene Ontology annotation, molecular function: ATP binding; ATP-dependent protein folding chaperone.